This is a messenger RNA of Fusarium pseudograminearum CS3096, 1230 nucleotides long. RefSeq lists its product as uncharacterized. NCBI's taxonomy places the organism in Eukaryota, Fungi, Ascomycota, Sordariomycetes, Hypocreales, Nectriaceae. The transcript has 2 exons. Gene Ontology annotation, biological process: epoxide metabolic process. Bases 1 to 1230 code for a protein of 409 amino acids. The record is from RefSeq and is a predicted model, not a curated record. Gene Ontology annotation, molecular function: epoxide hydrolase activity.
AUGAGUUCUCUUGCCUUUAGCGUCCUUCCUCACCCCGUCCCUGCGUCAGCAAAUCUGACAGCAUCCACUAUUUCCAUCCCCGACAGUGAGAUUGAGCGACUCAGGACGCUUCUCAAGCUAUCACCUGUUCCCGAGCCCAAUGUUUGGAACAGUCGUGACGAUGGCUCCUUUGGGAUCCCACGAAAUGAACUCAUGGAUUUGGUGAACUAUUGGGAAAACGACUACGACUGGAGAAAGUGGGAGGCCACAUUAAAUUCCAUCCCUCAGUAUAACAUUACUGUCACCGACGAUGACUCAAAAUCGUACAUGAUCAACUUCUUCGCCCUAUUCUCCAAGAAUCCAUCUGCAAUUCCUAUCCUGUUCCUACACGGCUGGCCAGGAUCCGUCGUCGAAUACCUUCCUAUUCUUCAAAAACUCCAAAGCGAUUACAGUCCUGAAACUCUCCCUUAUCACAUUAUUGUCCCCCAUCACAUUGGAUAUCCACUCUCAGACGCACCACCUCUUGACAAAGAAUUCGCACACACCGACAAUGCACGCCUCAUGUCCAAGAUGAUGCACUCCCUGGGCUUUGGUAAGAUAGGGUAUGUUGCACAAGGUGGUGAUUUUGGCGGCUGGACAGCACCUGUCAUUGCCAACAUUGACCCAGCGUGUAAGCUCGUUCACAUGAACAUGCUGAACGUCAUGCCUCCAGCUGGAGAAGAUGUUGAGGCUGGUAUCAAAGAAGGACGUUACAGUCCUGACGAAGUAGCGGCUUUUGGUAGACUCGCCGAGUUUAGCAAGACAGGCACUGCGUUCAUCCAGCUAGACGGCACGAGACCAGCUUCAGCAGGCUAUCUUGUCGGAACUAACCCUGUCGCACUUCUUGCCUGGGUUGGAGACAAGAUGAUUCAAUGGUCUGACAGAGCUCCAGACCGCGAUUUAAUCUUGACAAACGUGGCGCUAUACUGGUUCACUCGCAGCUACCCAACCUCGAUAUACGUACAUCGCAUGGCCUUUGAGAAUCCCGAGCUUCUCAUGGCCGGUUGGAAGGACAUCAAAGUGCCCUUGGGCUAUUCUUGCUUUAAGAAGGAUCUUGUCACUGCACCUGAGAGGUGGAUUAAGCAGACCGAGCAGGUCAAAUGGUAUCGUAUGCAUGAAAAGGGUGGACACUUUCCUGCACUUGAGGAGCCUGAUGCUCUGUGGAAAGAUGUACAGGAUUUUAUUGGAGGCUUUUGGGACAAGGCAGGUUGA